This is a messenger RNA of Durusdinium trenchii, 684 nucleotides long. The record is from the annotation of a GenBank genome assembly. Lineage: Eukaryota; Dinophyceae; Suessiales; Symbiodiniaceae.
AUGCAGUCGCUGGUUGCUGGCCUCCAUGAGUUUUUCGAGAGGGCCAACCAACUGGCUAUGAGCUCCUGCGGGUCUUGUUACGGACCUGGCCGUGAUCGACAACCUGUGGAUUCGUCCUUGUUGAGUUUAUUCGACGUGAGCCCCUUGGGCGAUGUUGAUCCAGAGGCGGUGCGGGGCACCCAGAACGGCGCUCGAUCCCUGCACGAGGGCAGGGUGGACGAGGCGAUCAGAGAAUUCCAUGGUGUGUGCAACCGACUACUCAGGAGCGCAGUUGCACGGACCAACUUGGGUAGCGCGUACUUCGAACGUGGCGAUGAGGAUGCCGCCCUGCACUGGUUCAAAGAAGCCCACCGCUUGGAUCCGCGAAGCUGCCGGAUCCUCCGCGCUGUGGCAGUGCUGGAGCAACGCAGCGGGAACCACCAGGAGGCGGUGUGGCUGCUGCGGAACUACUUGAACGAGGUGGACGAGUUCAACAUGCAGGUGCUCCACCAGUUAGCAAUGCUCUACCGAGAUCGUCAGCAGUGGACGCAAGCUGGCACAUGCUUCCGGCGGCUCUUGAAGGCCGAUCCAACCAACCGGGAGAUUGCAAAAGAGCUUCAAGUAUGUUUGGAUCGGUCAUCAGCCUAUGGAGAUGGAUUAGAGCUGCGCUGUGAUGAGCGGUGGCCUUGCUUGCACUUGAUGUAG